GAGAGAGAGAGAGAGAGAGAGAGAGAGAGAGAGUUGGUGUUCACAACAAGCGCACGAGAAGACAAGUUGGAGUUUUGAACAAAACAACAGAAAUCUUGAGAAGUGAACAAAAAAAAAGAACAGAGGUUUCUCAUCAUGCGUAAGGCAGGGCAGAGGAACAUACAGGAGCGAGGAGGAAGAGGGAGGAAGAAGGACAGGGACACUGAGUCCUUUUGCCCGAGGUUCCACCAGGUGACUCUGGAGGGAGGACUUACGGUUCCAGGUGACAUGGGAAGCGGCCCCCUGCCGGUACAGCCGUACCCCACAGAAGACGUCCUGAGGGUGGGUUUGUCCAGAGGAGUGUCCAUGUCUCUGCCGUCCUCCCCGAUGCUUCCUCCCCGACAGCCCUACAUGCUGCCUCUCAGACCCAGCACCAAGUCUUCAGGUUCUGUCAGGAAGCCUAAGCAUGCUGAGAGCUCCCGUGUUCCUGUGGAUGCGGUCAGCUGGUGCCUGAGGAGCGAGGACGACUCCGAUCCUCUCUUGCCAGCUAAGUCUGGCUCCUCCCCUGCUGCUCAGGAACUGAUGACACGGCUGGGUUUCCUACUGGGAGACGCCAUCCCCGCCUCAUCACACACCGCCAUGGAGGAGAGAAACCAGUGUACAGUCAGCAGUCAGGGAGCGAGCCCGUGUUCCACCCUGACCGACAGCACCGCGUCUCCCAGCACAGAGAGCCCAUGUUCCAGCCUGGUGCUCAGUGCUCAGUGCUCAGGUUCAGCAGAGAGACCGCCGGUGUGUUGCUCCGGCUCCUGCAGCACCACCACCAUGAGCACCACCACCAUCACCACCCCCAGCUCCACACUGGAGAGCAAGGACAGCGGGAUCAUUGCCACAGUGACCAGCUCCAGUGAGAACGAGGAGCGUUGUGGAUCUAGUCUGGAGUGGGGGAAAGAUGGUGGUGGUGGUGGUGGUGGUGGUGGUGGUGGUGUAACCAUCAGAGACAGCAUCCAUCCCACCCCUCCACCUGUAGCUCCCGUCCCUCUCAGAGACUCCUCAGUACCCAGUGAUGCCCCGUUCCAGCCUCGGACUUCCCCAGCUGCCCCGCCACCCUCAGACGGACUCGCCCCGUACCACAGCGCCUCACUGGUAAUGCCAAGGCCCAACUCAGUGGCAGCCACCAGUAGUACUAAUCUGGAGGAGUUGACGUAUCUGGACGAGCAGCGAAAUGUCCCUAUGCGUUCGUCUCUGCGUGGACCGUGGCACGGCGCACACACCAGCGGUCGCAACCAGGAGAACAAAGCUCGAUUCACACCGUAUAAGCCGGUAGACAUCAUGCUCAAACCCCUGCUGUUCGAGGUUCCUAGCAUUAGCAGCACGGACACCACGUUUGUGGGUCGUGAGUGGCUGUUCCAGCGUCUGGAGGAGGUCUUGAUGGGCGAAGGGGACAUGGGGCCGGGACGCGGUGCCAUCGUGGUGGGCAGCGUGGGCUUCGGGAAGACAGCAAUCAUCUCCAGACUCGUGGCUCUGAGUUGUCACAGUGGUCGGAUGAGACAGAUCGCGUCCAACAGCCCUGGAGCCUCGCCUAAAAGUGGAAGUAAAGGAAGUGACCACUCUUGCCAUGGCAGCCAGCUGAACCCACCGUCUCACAGUCCCCACCGCAGCAGCAGUUGCCCUCCGACCCCCGACACACACCGGCACAGAGAGGAGGCCGUCAAGCGCCUAGCCAGCAAGGUUGUAGCGUAUCAUUACUGCCAGGCUGAUAACACGUACACGUGCCUGGUGCCGGAGUUUGUGCACAGCGUGUCUGCGCUGCUGUGUCGCGCUACACGGCUCGGAGCCUACAGAGAAAUGCUGAUGAGGGAGAACCAGUUACAGAGUCUUCUGAGCCUGCGCUCGUGUGUGCAGGAUCCGGUCGCAGCUUUCCGUCGAGGCGUACUCGAGCCCCUCGUCCUCCUACGCAAGGAGAGGAAGAUCGCAGAGGAUGACUACAUCAUCCUGGUGGACGGUCUAAACGAGGCAGAGUUCCACAAACCUGACUACGGAGAUACAAUCGCCUCCUUCAUCACCAAGAUCGUCUCCAAGUUCCCCGUCUGGCUUAAACUGGUCGUCACAGUCCGAGUUAACCUGGUGGACGUCACCAGCCUGCUGCCUUUCCCCAUCGUUUCACUGGAUGACGUUCAUGACAAGUCCAUCUCCGCCGACCUGCAUGCGUACGUCCAGCACCGUGUGGAGCACAGCGCCUCCAUCCUGAGUAACAUCAACGGCAAGGCCGAGCCGGCAGCCGUCUCGAAGCUCAGCUCGCACCUGGUAGGCCGCAGUCAGGGCUCCUACCUGUACCUGAAGUUCAUCUUGGACCUGCUGGAGAAAGGCCACCUGGUGAUCAAAGGCUCCAGCUACAAGGUGCUUCCCGUGUCACUGACUGAACUCUACCUGCUCCAGUGCAACAUCCGGUUCCCCUCGGCGACGGCUUUCGAGCGCGCGUUGCCCGUCCUGAACGUUGCGCUUGCCUCGCUGCACCCGCUAAACGACGAGCAACUGUUCCGUGCCCUUAACGCCGGCAGCCUGAAAGGAACGCUCGAAUGGAGCGACUUCCAGCAGCGCAUGGAGGCACUGUCCUGCUUUCUGAUUGGCCGACGUGACAGGACACGCAUGUUCUGCCACCCGUCCUUCAGGGAGUGGCUCGUCUGGAGGGCGGACGGAGACAGCACCGACUUCCUGUGCGAUCCGAGAAGUGGACACGCCCUGAUGGCCUUUAUGCUCUCUCGGCAAGAAGGGAAGCUGAACAGGCAGCAGACCAUGGAGCUGGGACACCACAUCCUCAAAGCACAUAUAUUCAAGGGCCUCAGUAAGAGGACGGGCGUCUCCUCCAGCGUCCUCCAGGCCCUGUGGAUCAGUAACAGUACAGACAGCCUGUCUGCUGCUCUUUCCUCCCUCAGAAACCUCUACACACCCAACGUCAAGGUGUCUCGGCUCCUGAUCCUGGGUGGAGCGAGUGUGUGUUACCGCACGGAGGUCCUCAACGGCGCCCCCGUGCUGUGUGUCCAGUCUCACCUGGGUCAUCUGGAGAUGGCGGCUCUCCUGCUAGAGUUCGGGGCUCCAGUGGACGGAGUGUCCGAGGCCGGCAUGACGCCUCUGUGUUACGCCGCGGCCGCAGGACACCUUGGCGUCGUUAACCUGCUCUGCAGAAAGGGGGCAAAGGUGGAGCACGUGGAUAAGAGUGGACAGUGUGCAGCAGUUCACGCUGCUCUGAGAGGUCACGCUGAUGUCCUGCAGUAUCUGCUGGAUCAGGACUGGAGCUCAGACCCUGCACAGCCUGAGCAAAGCUUGAAGAGCAGAGUAGUGCAGCAAGCCUUCAUCGCCGCCUCCAGCAUGGGGCAUGUACAGGUGUUGAAGAACUUGCUGGCUCUGAGUAAGACCGAGCUGAGCGUGCAGCUCGAUGGCCAGGACACGCUGUGGGGUGAGACAGCUCUGAGUGCUGCUGCCGGCCGGGGAAAGCUGGACGAGUGUGUGUUCGUGCUGGAGCAGGGGGCUACCAUAACGCAGCCGAACCGCAGGGGCGUGACUCCGAUUUACGCUGCUGUGAAGCACGGACACACACAGGUGGUCGAGAUCCUGCUGCAGCACGGCGCCACGUUGGACGUUUCCGACAAACAUGGCCGCUCUCUGCUGAUGGUUGCGGCCAGCGAGGGUCACGUGACCACCGUGGACUUCCUUCUCUCGCAGGGAGCAUGUAUGACUGCGGUGGAUAAAGAGGGUCUGACACCACUGAGCUGGGCGUGUCUGAAGGGCCAGAAAAGUGUAGUGGAGCUGCUGGUGGAGAAAGGAGCGCAGAUCGAUCACACGGAUAAGAACGGACGCACUCCUCUCGACCUCGCUGCUUUUUAUGGAGAUGCUGACAUAGUGCACUACCUGGUGGAGCGCGGCGCCGUGAUCGAGCACAUGGACUACAGCGGCAUGCGGCCUCUGGACCGUGCUAUCGGCAGCCGCAACACUUCGGUUGUCAUCACUCUGCUUAAAAAAGGGGCCAAGCUCGGGUACCGCACGUCUCCUUAUGAUCGAUCAGGAAACGCUGCCUGGGCCAUGGCUACUUCUAAACCGGACAUCCUCAUCAUCCUGCUGCAGAAGCUGAUGGAGGAAGGCAACCUGCUCUAUAAGAAAGGGAAGAUGAAAGAAGCAGCUCAGAGGUACCAGUACGCGCUGAGGAAGUUCCCAAGGGAAGGGUUCGGGGACGAUCUGAAGGCCUUUCGGGAACUCAGGGUCUCGCUCUACCUCAACCUGUCCCGCUGCCGCCGCAAAACCAACGACUUUGGCAUGGCAGAAGAAUUUGCCACUAAGGCUCUGGAACUGAAGCCCAAGUCCUAUGAAGCCUUUUAUGCUCGUGCACGAGCUAAGAGGAGCAGUAGGCAGUUUGCAGCAGCCCUGUCCGAUCUCUAUGAGGCGGCACGUCUGUGUCCCAGUAACAGAGAGAUCAGACGCCUGCUUGCCCGGGUGGAAGAAGAGUGCCAUCAGCGCCCGGGUGGGAAACACACGUCAUCACACACUCAUCCUUCACAGCACGAGGAGGAGGAUGACGAUGAUGACGACGACGAUGACGAGGAUAACGACGAGGAGGAAGAGGAAGCUAUGUCAGUUCGAACACCUCACAAAGGCUCUGAGAACCUUGGGAUAAAGCUGGUGCAGAUGGAGGAGGGGGAUGAGGAGAGGACAAGUAAAGAGGAGAAGAGGAAGGAGAACUGGCAGCAGAGCCGAACUCUGCCUGACUCUCUGGGCCUGGUACUGUCAGGCACUCAGUCUUUCUCUCCUUCAGUUCACAGACGCCUCCCAUCCAGACAGGCUCAGAGUGUAAAGGGCCGAGAGAACCACAGUCACCACAGGGGCUGCUUACACACCAGGGAGCCUCUCAGAGACACCCAAGGUAGCACAGGUCACCUGGACACCAUGCCCCUAACACCAGAGGGUGCUACGGAGUGCAGGUCCGAGUUCAGCCGCAGCAGCAGCAUGCGAGUGUCCAGUUCCUCAAGCAGCCUGGCUUUCGGUGGGAUGCACUCGGACCGCAGCCGCAGCUCUGCCACCAACGAAAACGCCGCUGCCGUCUCCGACAUGCCCCUGAGGCAACACGAGCACAAACCACGGCCUUUUAUGGGCAUCACAGACAAGACGGCGCGCUUCCACCAGCAACCACCGCAACCCACACCGCUUCACAGUCAUAGCUGGCAGGGUCAUGGCACAGAGGAACUGGUGCAGGGACUGACCUGUGACCUCGCGUACCCUAAAACAGGAAGUGCUACCUAUCAGGAAGCCUUCCAUAAUGGCACCCACGCAGCAGAGCUGCACUCGGCAAAGCAGCACAAGCAGGCAAACCUGGCACGUGACAACCCCAUCCUCAUCAGCUCCAUAAAGCCCAAACGCUCUUUCAUCGAAUCCAACGUGUAGCGGCAGUUACCGUGGAGACCGCCAAGCAAAGCACAAACUCUAUGACAACCCUGUACACCAGUUAGUAACUAAUAAACCAGGCUUCGCUUUUAGCCUCCACGACUUACCUACCAGGCAGCAUUUUACCUCCACGGCGUAGAAAUACGGCUUUAAUUCAGGACUAACUACAAAUAUAAAGUUAACAAGACGAACAUUGUGUACUGUAAUAAUGAUGUUUAAGCAGGAUUUACUGUAGAACUCUUCAUCUGUGAGGGCAGUUAACACUUUAAUGCCCCAAUCAGGAACUGCUGAAAGACCAUCACGCUAAACACGGUAAGUCAGAGAGAAGUUUUAGCAUCUGUGAUAACGCUAAUGAGUCUGUUAUUGCAGUACUGAUGCCUAGUGCACUGUUAUUCCUGACUGGAGCACGUGUGUGUGUACGUGUGUGUGUGUGUGUGUGUGUGUGUGUGUGUUCUGUACAGUGCAUUCCCUUAUAAUCCUCUCUACUUGCUAAUAUAUCAAUUAAUUUAUUUAUGGCUUCUACAGCUUAGUUUAUUGUUUAAAACAUUUUAUAUUGUUAUUUUUGCACAGCUAUACAUACAUAUAUUAUUAUAUUUCAGAAUAUUUUGGUUCACCUACAGCUGAGUGCAAAAGUUUGCACGCCCCGACAAAGACGUUAACGUUACAGCAUCACGAUAUUUAGAACUACGUUUCAAACACGUUUAUGCUCCGUCGUCGCAAACGUAACCAAAAACGUAAGGUUAAAAUAACGCGUCUUUACAUAUGAAGCAUCGGACAACAUCUCUCGCACCUUAUAACGAACAGGAACCGAUGUCGGACGAAACGAUUUCUUUUUCCAUCUGCAUCCUGUGAGGAGAUGCAAACUUUUCCAUUCAGCUGUCCAUGAGCAGUGGUUUAUAAAGAAAGCGAACCGUUUCAGGUUUUAGCAAGACAGAUUAUUUUAUAUGUAUAUUAUUGACCUUCAGUUCCAUACACAACACUGUUACUGAUUGUAUUUCAACUUUGCUGCAUAACGUGACAAUAAAGGCCCAACUAUAA
This is a messenger RNA of Tachysurus vachellii, 6447 nucleotides long. RefSeq names its product tetratricopeptide repeat, ankyrin repeat and coiled-coil containing 1a (gene tanc1a). The record is from RefSeq and is a predicted model, not a curated record. NCBI's taxonomy places the organism in Eukaryota, Metazoa, Chordata, Actinopteri, Siluriformes, Bagridae. The transcript has 27 exons. Gene Ontology annotation, molecular function: protein binding. The coding region runs from base 136 to 5409 and encodes 1757 amino acids.